This is a messenger RNA of Periconia digitata, 489 nucleotides long. The record is from the annotation of a GenBank genome assembly. Lineage: Eukaryota; Fungi; Ascomycota; Dothideomycetes; Pleosporales; Periconiaceae.
AUGAUGAGAGAGCAGACCAAACGCGAAAUUAUCGUCGCCUUUAUACCUUUCCCGACAGCCAUCUCAGAGGAUCUUGAUCAUCGAAACAUCACGUCUACAGAAAGACCCAAUCGGUCACGCUUCCUCCUCCGUACGCGCUCUUACCAUACAAGUUGGCCCGCCAUCAUGGUAACUCCAUCCCCGCAGUCCUCAUGAGUUCCACUGUACACUUCUCAACCUUACUCUAUCCAUCUCCAUCUCCGCCUGAACAUCGUCUUCGGGAGAAGGCACAAUAGCGAUCUUCAUUGUUGGCAUCGUGGCAUCGGUGCUUCAUUCCUCCUUUGGAACCAACACCUCCGCAAGUCCAAUCUAUCAUUUCCCCGCAUUCAUGCCUGUUCGCGAAUCUCGUGCGGAGAAGGACCCCUGGAGCAUGGAACGUUGCUGCUGUGUUCUUCGCACAUGUUUUCAAGGACAGCCUAGGAUCUAGGUAUUCGGCUGGGAGUGUUGUUU